UCCAGGGACCCUCGGUGGGGGCUGGGACCCCCAAACCUGGCCGAGAGGGGGGGUGCAGCCCUGCUCCAGCCCAGCCACCCUUCCCUUUUCCCGAGAUAAACGCCCAGAUAACGUUUGUGCUCACAGCUCCUGCAGGUUGUCAUCUCAGAGCCUCGGGAAGGAUUUGAUUUGGUUUUGGUCUCCUUCGUGGCACAUGCUUUUUGGAGUAUGACCAGGGGAAAAGCUGAAAAAAAGGGGAUGGGAUUGGCUGUGAUGCAGGGAAAAAGGAGAGGCACAGUGGAAGCACCUCCCAGAGGGUGCUGAGCUCAUCACUGGGGUCCAUUCUGCACCCCAGCUAUAAAAUAACCCCCGAGCAGCUCUAAAGCUUUUUCCCCUUCCCGGGAACACCUCGACCCCCCUCAAGAGCACAGAAACUCCCAAACCAGAGGCUUUAACUCCUUCUGGGUUCACUUUGGGUUCAGCUGAACCCAGAGCUGAAAGUGACCCUUUACCGAGGAGUAGGAAACAUCCCCAAAGCAAAACCAGGGAGAAGGAAAGGAGCCUGACAAAACAGAGUUGAGAAACUGCCCCGUCACACCCCGUGUGUCGAGCUACAUCCCCACCCCGCACAGAUAAAGCUCUGAGCACUGCCCAGCCCCUGCCCCAGCCCCGGGAGCACCUUCCCGGCCGAAUCCUCCCAUCCCAGAGCCAAAUCCCCCGGGACAAGGAGGAGGAGAACGGCUCGGCACAGCCACGGUAGGAUCUGGGGGGAAAUAAAUGAGAUUUAGGAGGGGAAAUCCCUUGCAUUGAGUUCAAAGGUGAUAACGGAUUGCUGUAGGGAAUUUCAGGAGCAGGGAUUGAGUUUCUAUCAAAUCCCCCUGAGGGGUGUGGAGGGGUGGGGAACACCUGCUGGGCUCCCUCACUGCGUUACACUGGAUUUCUCCCAGUCUGUGCUGGUGAGGAGCUGGGGGAUGGAGGGGGACCCCAUCCCUGCAGGACAGUUGAGGAGUUUCUUCUAAUAAUGGGUGGGAAAAGUCCCAUUUUCUGUUAUGUGGGAUUUACAAUCUCUCCCGUGGUGGCGGGGGGUCUGUGCAGCAUCAUAGAGCCGGGGUGGGCACAGUGACACCCCUGACCCUACAGCUCCGGCCCCAGUGUUGGGUGACAGAAUCAGCCCCAGGACAUCCAGCACAUUCCAGCACAUUCCAGCGCCUUCCAGCAAUUCCAAGUGCGGCACACGGCUCUCCAGACCCGCUCCAAGGACGAACCCCCAGCACCAGCACCAUGGUGUGGGCAGCACCAGCCCUGGCAGCCGCCCUCUGCCUCCGUGUCUCCACAGACCUGGUGAAAGCCACAGCGGCUGCCCUGAUUCUUGGAGCCGUCCUGUCCAGCGCUGAGCAUCCCCCGGAUCCUUCGAGCUGGGAUUUACCGACUCUGCAAGACCUGGGGCCGCUCGUGAACCAGACCACGCUGAGUUUGGUGCCCGAGGCAGCACGGGAGGAUCUCAGGAGGGGCAUCACAGCCUCCGACAUCAGCCAGGGACGUUCCCAGCGGGAGAAAUCCCUUCCCCUCCCCAGGGCGCUUGCAGCAGCAGCUGGAGCCAGGCUGGAGCGCAGCGCCGCCCGCUGCCAGUCCGAGCCCAUUACCGCCAGCAACAUCGAUGAUACCGUCCCCUACCUCACCCUUGACCAGCUCGACCUUUGCCUGAGCAGUGAUGUCUUAAUAGAAAACCUGGAGGCUGUUCUGGCACAGCCAAUCAUCACAGAUACUUACCUGAUCCUGAAAAAAAAGGUGGAUGAGUUUUACCCCUCGGGGAUCCCGGAGGAGCAGCUGAGGCGCCUGGGGCUGCUGUCCCGCCUGUACACGGUGCAGGAGAUCAGCCAGUGGCCGCUGACAUCCAGUGACACCCUCUCAGUGCUGCUCGACCCCUCGGGAGGAGAGUGGAAUGAUUCCCAGGUGCAGCAGCUGCUCAGCAGGUACCUGGACCUGGGGGGCUCCCUGACCGGGCCCCUGCUGCGGCAGAUCGGAGACAAACACCUGUGUGAGCUGCAGGAGGAGCAGAUCCAGCAGAUCCCUGCCGGAGCCAUCGGGACUGCUGGGAAGUUAAACAUUUCUUCGUGCUCCCAAACCAAGAAGGAGCAGCUCUAUGGGAAGGCUCGGGAGGCCUUUGCCAGCCUGGCCAGCACCCCUGGCCCCUAUUACUGCCAGAUCCGGCCGUAUCUGGGUGGAGCUCCAGCAGAGGAUCUGAAGGAGUUGGCUAAUGCUGGUGUGUCCAUAAACAUGGAUCUGGACACCUUCCUCUCCCUAAAUCCCCAGGAACUGCAGAAACUCAGCGUCACCGACGUGAAGAAUUUGCUGGGGGAAAACCUCUCUGAGCUGAAGCAAGCUGAGCACGAGCCCUCGGUGGUGAGCUGGGUGCAGAAGCAAUUCCAGCGGGAGCUGGACUGUGUGCUGGGAAUCGGCCUGCAGGGAGGGCUGCCAGAGCCCACGGGGACAGCCAGCCCUGCUGGCACCACCCCGGCCAGUGUCACCUCCAUGGCCACCACCCCUGUGCCCACCACCUCAGCCGAUGUCACCUCCGUGGUCACCACCCCUGUGCCCACCACCUCAACCAGAGUCACCUCCAUGGUCACCACCUCUGUGCCCACCACCUCAGCCAGAGUCACCUCCGUGGUCACCACCCCUGUGCCCACCACCUCAGCUGGUGUCACCUCCAUGGUCACCACCCCUGUGCCCACCACCUCAGCCGGUGUCACCUCCGUGGUCACCACCCCUGUCAGUGUCACCUCCACAGGCACUGUCCCCACCUCUCCUCACCCUGCCACCUCAGCCAGUGUCACCUCCAUGUUUACCCCUCCCAGCUCCCCUCCGGCAUCCCCCAGCCCGAGCCCUGGGAACGUUCCAGAGCCACCACGACCAACAUCCAAUGGCUACAUCAACCUGGAGCCGGAGCCAGGAUCAGGAUCCAGGCUCUGCUCCUGCCUCGUGCCCGUGCUGGCAGCUGCUGUGGGGAGCGUUCUUCUGCUUGGGGGGCUGCUCUGA
This is a messenger RNA of Cyanistes caeruleus (blue tit), 3018 nucleotides long. The record is from RefSeq and is a predicted model, not a curated record. NCBI's taxonomy places the organism in Eukaryota, Metazoa, Chordata, Aves, Passeriformes, Paridae.